Messenger RNA from Letharia columbiana, 1593 nucleotides. RefSeq lists its product as uncharacterized. Gene Ontology annotation, cellular component: plasma membrane. Gene Ontology annotation, molecular function: ammonium channel activity. The transcript is spliced from 4 exons. Gene Ontology annotation, biological process: ammonium transmembrane transport. Bases 1 to 1593 code for a protein of 530 amino acids. The record is from RefSeq and is a predicted model, not a curated record. Lineage: Eukaryota; Fungi; Ascomycota; Lecanoromycetes; Lecanorales; Parmeliaceae.
AUGACCAGCUAUCCUGCUCCCACAGGCUAUGCCCCUUCCUAUUCAUGGAUUGGAGCGCCCACCGCUUUCAAUGGCACCAACCCCCUCUCGGGUGGUGACUCUUCCGUGGAGAAUCUCAAUCAAUGGUAUGCCUCUGGCGACCAAGCGUACAUUAUUGUCGCUUCGGCCAUGGUGUUGGUCAUGAUACCCGGCCUAGGAUUUCUCUAUUCGGGGCUAGCAAGGAGGAAAUCCGCUCUGACCAUGCUUUGGGUCACCAUGGCCUCCUUCUCUGUCAUCACUUUCCAAUGGUACUUUUGGGGUUAUUCGCUGGCAUUUUCGGCACAAGGGACAAGCGGCUUUAUCGGAGAUCUGAAGCAUUUCGGCUUGACCAACACGCUCGGUGCUCCGAGUCCUGGGUCGCCAUUGAUCCCCGAGUUGCUGUAUAGUUUCUAUCAGUUGCAGUUCUGCGCCACUACAGCCGCCAUUACAUCAGGCGCCGUCGCUGAGCGAGGUCGUGUGCUCCCCUUGCUGGUUUUCAUGUUCUGUUGGGCCACACUGGUCUACUGUCCAAUUGCUUGUUGGGUUUGGAAUAUCAACGGCUGGGCGUUCAAAUACGGUGUCAAGGAUUACGCCGGCGGCGGGCCCGUCGAAAUAGGCUCUGGCAUGUCCGCUCUGGCAUACUCUCUCGUAUUAGGGAAACGCCAGGAGAAGAUGAUGGCAAACUUCCGUCCACACAAUGUCUCCCUGAUCGUCUUGGGCACGGUCUUCCUUUGGUUUGGUUGGUUGGGGUUCAACGGAGGGUCUGCGUUUGGGGCGAAUCUGAGAGCGGUGCAAGCUUGCUGGAAUACCAAUCUGACGGCCAUGUUUGCUUCGGCAUCAUGGGUGCUUCUUGAUUUCAGAUUGGCACGAAAGUGGUCCAUGGUGGGUUGGUGCUCAGGCGCUAUUUCUGGCCUGGUCGCCGCCACGCCUGCAUCUGGAUACUGCACCCCCUGGGGGUCGAUCGUGUUGGGCGUCGUAUCGGGAGUGGUCUGCAAUUAUGCUACUAAGGUGAAAUACUACUUACGCAUUGACGACGCAUUGGAUAUCUUCGCUGAGCACGCUGUUGCGGGAAUGCUCGGUCUGAUGGCCAAUGCGCUUUUCAGCGCAACCUACAUCAUCGGACUUGACGGUGUCAACACUGGCAUCAUCACCGGCGGCUGGAUCAAUCACAACUACCGCCAAUUCUACGUUCAACUCGCCUAUAUCCUCGCCGUAAUCGGGUGGGCCUUCACCAUGAGUCUCAUCCUAGCUUAUGGCAUCAAUUACAUCCCAGGGCUCCACCUGCGAGCAUCGGAAGAAGCUGAGCUCUUGGGCAUGGACGAUGACCAGCUUGGUGAAUUCGCUUACGACUACGUCGAGGUCAGACGAGACUACCUGGCGUGGACACCAGCGAGUACAGAGCCGCGAAAGGGUGAGGUCGAUCUACCGCAACAUGAAAGACACGGUAUUACGGAACAGAAAGAUAUGAUAAUGGGCAGGGAGCCGGGCGAGAGCAGCAGCCAGGACAGUGGAGAGCAGCAUACCGGGGUGGGAGGUGAUAGGCAUGCUGUCAAAUAUGAGAAACAGCAGCAUUAA